Molecule: messenger RNA, 1277 nt
Organism: Prorocentrum cordatum
Lineage: Eukaryota; Dinophyceae; Prorocentrales; Prorocentraceae
Source: the annotation of a GenBank genome assembly
GCGCGCGCGUGCUCACGAUACGCCUCAAGGCAGGCCCUUGCGAGGGGGUGGCUCCUCUGCUUUUAUUUUUGACCGUCCCCACGAUCUGUAUCCAUCUGGGCUCAAGGUUCCCGUAGGGUCGCGUCGCCGUUGCUGCCGCUCCGCGCGUGUGACCGCGCCGCGCGGCGGUUGGCGACGCCAUGGCGGGCCCCUCGAAGGUGCAGCCGACCCGUCAGACGUGGCUCGUGGGGGACUCGGACUCCGCCUCCAACCGCCACAAGAGAUUCGCCAUCACCUUCGGGCAGCCCCACUACCAGGCCGAUUUCGCCUGCGCGACGCCGCAGCGGACACCCAGCCGCUCCAGCGCCGCGCUUGCGAUGAAGGGCGACCGGCGCUGGAUUGCCGAAGGGCUCCCGACGCCGCUGGUGCCUUUCGAGUGCGUGGGCUGCGGUCGCAUGGCCUCCGCGCACCCGCGAGGCGCUGCCGCUGAGCUCUGCGGCUGCUGCCGCCAGCGCGAGGCCCCAGAGCGGGGUCCUGGCGGCGCCGACGCCGCUGCCAAUCUCCGCUGGCAGGCCAGCCUGCACGCCAAGGAACCGCGGCCCGUCCCCACAAGCGGCAAGGCGCCGGAGCGUGAGCGUUGCGCUCGCUGCGGGGCCCUGCAGCCGCAUCGGUGCGCCCUGGUCGGGCUGGAGGCACAGUUCGAUUCCCCCGAGGAUCGCAGGCGAGUCGGCUUCGUGGACCGCGGCGUGCGCCGCCACCAGCCAGAGCACCGCAGCGCCUACCACCCGGGCGGCUGGACCUCGAGCGGCUGGCCGGGGGCCCCCCCGAGGACGCCGUGGGCGGCCCCGCGGUUGCCGACGCCCUUCUCCUCACGCCCGCCCUCGGCGCCCCCCUCCGCCGCGGCCUCCGCGGCAUCCGGCACCGCCGCGGGCUCCACGCCCAGCGGUGCUGAGCCGCCCGCCAGCGCGCCGCGGGAGCCGUGCGCGCCCGCGCCCGGGAGCCCGGCGCCCUCGCAGCGGCUGCUCCGCUGGGAGGAGCGGAGGCGAGCCGCCGUGUCUCGCGCCGGCGCCGGGUGAGCCGCGGCAGCCUGCGCCGAGGCGCGGCUCAGGGGCAACCAUUGACGCUCUGUGCCCGAGGCGCCUGCAGCGCCUUGCAGGGCAGCGCUCGCCAAGGAGCAGGGGUUGCCGCCUCUCAACCACGCGUGCUGCCGCCUCUGAGGGAGGAAGGGGUCCUGCAGGUUGGAGUCCGCUGGAGGUCUGAGGUGGCCCAGCAGUAGUUCUGGCCGGCAAAGUGGGGAG